Messenger RNA from Owenia fusiformis, 1714 nucleotides. The record is from the annotation of a GenBank genome assembly. NCBI's taxonomy places the organism in Eukaryota, Metazoa, Annelida, Polychaeta, Sabellida, Oweniidae.
AUGAUAGCAAAUGGGAGGCCAAUUAGUUAUGCUGACUGUCAGAACGUCUUUAAGAUUAUUCUGUUUACUGUAAUGGCUACAGCGUUUUGUAUCCUUGUACUAUUUACCCUGGCAGACAAAGAUGGCACAAGAAAUUUGGUAGCCUCGGAUCACCUAACCAUUGAAACACACGUUGAUGCUUCCCAAGGAGUCGAGGCAGCUCAUGGAACAGAUGACGAAUUUAAACCAAUGAAAGGUGUCACAAAGGUUAUCGUAUUAGGAUAUAAAAGAGGGGGGACAUCUUUCUUUGGAGAGCUACUCCAUACAUACCCUAAAACCCAAUAUCUGUUCGAGCCGCUUGUUGGAGUCUAUGCUCAUAUGUAUGGGGGUGUGACUGUGCCGCCAUGGAGCAUUAGAGCCUUCGCUAAUGGAACGAUACGUGAUGCGCCUGAUUACGAAGUGAACUAUAUAGUGGAGACACUUAACAAAAUGUUUAACUGCGACUACAACUCUGUCCAUAUUGAGAACUUUAAAAGUGACGGUCCACUACCCGCAAUUCAUUCAGUGUCAUACAAACAAUGCAUAAAACAGAAUGGGCUCAAACAAUGGCCCAACAUUUCCUAUAGUCAUUGUGAUAGGUCUACCUAUAUGAAUGAUAUUCCUCCAGAGUGUGUUAACCCAGACGUCUAUGACGAUAUUUCACUACACCAAGGCAAAAAGAACAGAACAACUAUAAUGCAACAUUUCAACACAUAUAACUCAAAGGUGAAGCUCAAAUGGAAUCGUUUGUUAAGAUGCACUGACGAUUUGAGAAAAAAUUGCUCAGAAUCUAAUCAAAGAGUUUAUAAAUUGAUUCGCAUGAACAUGAAGACUGCUGUAACGCUCUUGGAAAGAUAUUCCGACAUUAAAGUGAUACAUUAUAUCAGGGACCCUCGAGGUAUUCAGAAUUCCAGGGUCGACACUGUAACAUCUUUUGCAUUUGAGGAUAGAAUGACCCUUGUAGAGUCGUCUGAUUUACUCUGUAGACUGAUUUGGAACGACAUUCUAGUUGCUUCAAGACAACCUCUGCAUAUUGCUAGGAGGAUACUACAGGUGAGAUACGAGGAUGUUGUCAACGACCCAAAGAACACAAUAGAAAAAAUUGACGAAUUUCUGGAUAGAGAGUCACAACCAGAGAUGCUUGACUGGUUGAAUUUGAAUACUAAUUGUCCGAAUAUGACACAAACUUUGUCAGACAGUCAACCAUUUGCCUUAUGCAAAAAUGCAUCUUACACUAUGGAUAAAUGGCGCGAACGCCUCAGUCCAGAAGACAUAGCUGGGAUAACUAAGACAUGUUCCAAUGUUCUCAAGCAUUUUAAGUAUUCAUAAUUCAAUUGAAAAGCAUUCAGUUGUCCCCCCAACAUUUGAUCUGUAAGGAUCUGGUAAACAUUUUAAACGCUAUGCGUCACACUGUAUAUAUUUGUAUUUGUAUGUUUAAACAUAAGUCGAAAAAACGGAAGUAAAUAUUUAUUGAAACACUGCAUUUUGCUUAAUUCGGAUGUGCUUUUUCCUAUGUUCAAAAUGAACCCAAAAGUUCCACAUUUACUAUUAAUAUAAUAGUAAAUAUGGGAGUUCCUGUUGAUGGCACAAAUAUCGGAAUUUUGCUUUACGCGGACGACAUUGCCUUGAUACAGGGUGUUCAAAAAAAACGCAACCCAAAGAAAUUGCUAUAUCUUGAAAAAUCCUGGUUCAAUUA